Penicillium taxi is the source of this 1521-nucleotide messenger RNA. RefSeq names its product putative mitochondrial DnaJ chaperone (Mdj1). The transcript has a single exon. Gene Ontology annotation, molecular function: heat shock protein binding; ATP binding. The record is from RefSeq and is a predicted model, not a curated record. Gene Ontology annotation, cellular component: cytoplasm. The coding region runs from base 1 to 1521 and encodes 506 amino acids. Gene Ontology annotation, biological process: response to heat; protein refolding. NCBI's taxonomy places the organism in Eukaryota, Fungi, Ascomycota, Eurotiomycetes, Eurotiales, Aspergillaceae.
AUGAACGCAUCCGCAACUUUCCCGAAGGCCGCGGCCCUUCCCGCGCGCCUUCUCCGAACACCCCAAUGUGCGAAGCAGACGGCUAGUUCUGGCAUCUGUUUUACGACGCAGGAGCGAGGCUAUCAUGCGGUUACAUCUACUUCUUCCGCUAGGCGGCUGCGGGAUGGUCGCAAGCCGAAAGCCUCAUAUAUGAUUGCAGCUAGGGUACGCCACCCCUGUACUCUCCUUACUUUUCCACGUUCCAUAGCUAAUCAUCGACAGCCCUUUCACACUACCUCUCAUCUCUCGGCGAUGGCCGAUCCUUACAAAGUCCUCGGUGUUGACAAGACCGCAUCGGCCAGUGACAUCAAAAAGGCGUACUAUGGGAUGGCCAAGAAAUAUCAUCCGGAUACAAACAAGGACCCUAGCGCCAAAGAGAAGUUCGGUGAGGCUCAAACAGCCUACGAAUUGCUUUCUGACGCUAAGAAACGCGAAAACUACGAUCGGUUUGGCUCAGCUGCGUUUGACCAGAAUGGUGGAUUCGACCCCAACACCGGAGGCAAUCCGUUCGCUGGUGGAGGUGGUUUCCACGGCUUUGGUGGUGGCUUUGGAGGCAGUCCGUUUGGAGGUGGUGGCUUUUCUCAGGAUAUCAAUUUCGAGGACCUCUUCGGUGCCUUUACUGGCGGUGCUCGUCGGGGCCCUCGUGGCCGGCGCAAUCCGUUCCAGGAGCAGAUCCUCGUGGGUGAAGAUAUCGAGGUGCAGAGCAACAUCUCCUUCAUGGAUGCUGCCAAGGGUACAUCGCAGGAUAUCGUCAUCACUCCCUUGACGAAAUGCGUACCGUGUAAAGGUGAAGGAUUGAAGACAGGCGCGAAACGGACCCAGUGCAAGCAAUGUAAUGGGUCUGGAACUCGUGUUCAUGUCAUGCAGGGAGGUUUCCAAGUCGCCGCUACUUGCGACGCCUGUGGAGGUAUUGGUAUGAUUGUGCCCCGUGGUUCCGAGUGUGGUACUUGCCAUGGAAACGGCGUUGUCCGGGAAAAGAAGACCCUCAAGGUAGAGAUCCCUGCUGGAGUGGAAGAUGGCAUGCGCAUGAGAGUUACUGGUGAAGGAGAUGCACCCCCGGCGGGUACCACUGCUGCUGCUGGCGCUCGCACCCAGCCUGGAGAUCUUUACGUCACCAUUCGAGUCGCUCCGGAUCACCGCUUCAGCCGCUCUGGCUCGGAUAUUCUUUACACUGCCUCGAUUCCACUCACGACAGCUCUUCUUGGUGGAGAAGUGACUAUCCCAACUCUUGAUAAUGAGGUCAAGGUCAAGGUUGCCACUGGUACCGGUACAGGUGAUCGAAUCACUCUAUCGGGGAUGGGUAUGAAGAAGCUGGGCGGUGGCCGCUCACGCUUCACCCCCACAGGCGACCUCAAGGUCGAGUUUAAGGUAACCAUGCCAAGGUACUUGACUGGCAAUCAGAGAACCAUUUUGGAGGUCCUGGCCGAUGAGAUGGGCGACAAGACGGCUCGACGCACGAUGAAUUUUAGCAAGGAUAGGUAA